Molecule: messenger RNA, 1334 nt
Organism: Polistes canadensis
Lineage: Eukaryota; Metazoa; Arthropoda; Insecta; Hymenoptera; Vespidae
Exons: 4
Coding region: 1-804 (267 amino acids)
Source: RefSeq, a predicted model, not a curated record
AUGGUGGGAUCUCAAAUAAUUAUUGUUGAAACUUCAAUCAAUAUAUUUUUAAAGAUUCUUCACAAAAAUGUAACAAUUCUCAGAAACGAGGCUGAUUAUGGAAUACGAUUAGAAUAUGAAUUAGAAACUAAACUCGAAUGGUUUAAUAAAAUAAGAAGCAAUUUGACCGAUAAGCUCAAUUCGUUGUGGAGCUUGGCAGAAAUACAUUGCUCAGUUAAUGAUGAGAUUAAAAAAUUUGCAAAUAAUAUUUUUCAUUUGUGGACAAUCAUAACUCAACAGAUUUACAAACAAUAUUCUAAAAUUCAAGUCAUAAGCCAUACUCUGCCGAAUAUUGCACUAUCUUCUCUUCUUGGCAUAAUUAAAAAAGAAGUCGUUAUAGUAAAGAAUAAAUUACAGACUAAUGAAACAAAAUAUAAUUCAAAUGAUGUAUUAAUAGGAUAUAACUUGCUUAAUGAAAUAGUAGUAUUAUUAAACAAUCUUGAAAAAUAUGAAAAUAAGAUGCAACAGUACUUAAUUAUGUCAAAAAUGGUCCCAUACAUUCUGAAAUUAGAAUCAACAAUUGACAAAUUUGUAUCAAGUACUGCAUUAUUACCAAAAAGUCAAUUAAUUUCCUCAGAUCUUAAUGCUUUUUCAUUCGUAUCCAAACUAUUGACUGGUGAACUUAUGGGUAAUGAAAUUAUAAACCCAUAUUAUGUAUUAGCAGAAAAUAUAACAAAAAAGCCAGUUUUUAUAAUAAAAAGUAAUAAACGAAAAGUCAAUGUACCAGUUCUAUCUACAAUUAAAUUGUUUAAAAGUGUUACAUAAUUUUGGCAAUUUUAAAUAUUAUUGAAUCAGUUAAAAAUUGGAUAACGAAUUUUUUAAACAUAAAACAUAUUAACAAUAAGAUCGUUAUAUUAGAAUGAGGAAUAAAAAUUUUUCAACUCUUCUUUAAGAUUAUAUAUUUGGCAACAUAUUAAAUAUACAGCUUAAUAAGCCAAUAGCCUUUUUUUUCUAAAUAAAAGUGUGUAUGUCUUAUAGAUAUUACGAAGAAUAUAUGCAAUUUAAUAGUUUACAAUUUAUAAACAUAUGAAAACUAGUAUAUCAGUAAUAAUGCAUGAUAAUAACUGUAAAUACUUUAAAAUGUAAAGAAACUGUAUUGUUAUAGUUUUCAUCUCAAAAAUAGACAUUAAUAAUAAUUUAAACUUAAUAUUAUAUUUCGUAAAAUAUAAUAAUUCAUUUUAAUGAAUACUUCUAAAGAUGAGAGUGAAAAUAGAAAGACGGGACAUAAUGUAUCAAAUUAAUUAUAUGCUAAAGUUUGUUUACCAUCAAAUAAAACGAUCCUUAUGUACAUGAAA